AUGGAUUCUUUCGCCACCAUCACCUCCUUCACCAACAAGCCCUCCGUCGAGGUUCCCUCUGACCUCGAGACUGGCGGAGGCUCCGGAAAUGGUGCUUACUGCGUCAUUGCUUGA
Coprinopsis cinerea okayama7#130 is the source of this 114-nucleotide messenger RNA. Its product is annotated as fungal mating-type pheromone. NCBI's taxonomy places the organism in Eukaryota, Fungi, Basidiomycota, Agaricomycetes, Agaricales, Psathyrellaceae. The coding region runs from base 1 to 114 and encodes 37 amino acids. The transcript has a single exon. The record is from RefSeq and is a predicted model, not a curated record.